UUUACGUGUUUGAAAGAUCGUAGCGGAGGCAGGCAUCAGGCUCUAUGUGCCAACAAAAUUCAUUCAGGUGCCUGUGGCAUUGCUAAAUCUGUGGCUUCCCUCAAUGCCUUUUGCCAAGAUGUCCAAGUGCCACCACCAACAUCGACCCAGCCUCCGCCAAGUGACAUUUCCUCCAUUACACCGCCUACACCGACAGGAGCUACUUCACCUCCAUCACAGACUCAUCUCCCACAUUCAGAGUCACCCGCCAAAAAAGUAAAGCUUGAAGUAAUAGUUCCUGCCAUUGUUGCUCCAUUAGCAGUGAUCACAAUGGCAUGUGUUAUAUUUGGUUUAUAUCUUGGUAAAAGGAAGCACACAACAGAACAAAAUGUCGCAAAUAAUACUCAAUAUGCUCUUCCGACUCAGCCUCCUGGUCCGCUUCCAGUAACAAUUGUUACUGAGAAUCCAAAUAAAGGUUUGGCUCCAUCGCCAGGAGACUAUAUCAUGAAAGCCGACUCCUUGCAAUAUGAUGUGGCCACUCUUCAGGCUGCCACUAACAACUUCUCUGAUGAUCAUGUAAUUGGCCGAGAUGGAUUUGGUGUUGUUUACAAGGGGAGCUUACCAGACGGACAAGAAAUAGCAGUCAAAAGGCUAUCAAGAACCUCUAAUCAAGGUGAUAAAGAGUUUAAGAAUGAGGUUUUAUUGUUAGCAAAACUUCAACAUAGGAAUCUGGUGAGGCUGGUUGGAUUUUGCUUAACAGAUCGUGAAAAGUUACUUCUGUAUGAAUUCGUGCCUAAUAAAAGUCUGGACUACUUUCUAUUUGAUUCUCAAAAACGGGGACAAUUGAACUGGUCAACUCGUUACAACAUAAUAAAAGGCAUUGCUCGAGGAAUGCUUUAUCUUCAUGAAGACUCUCCUGAUCGAAUUCUUCAUCGUGAUCUAAAAGCUGCUAACGUGUUGCUCGAUACAGAGAUGAACCCAAAAAUUGCAGAUUUUGGCAUGGCGAGGAUCUGUGCCUUUGAUCAAACUCAUAUUGAUACAAGCAAAGUUGUUGGAACUUAUGGUUACAUGGCUGUAGAGUAUUUACUUCAUGGACAGUUCUCUAUAAAAUCAGAUGUAUACAGCUUUGGCGUGCUAGUUCUGGAGAUAGUAAUUGGCAGAAAGGUCAGCGAUGUCAUCUAUCAAUCUGGAGGCAGCUUUAAGCUUUUGAGCUACGCUUGGAGUUGUUGGUUAGACGGAGAACCUUUAAGACUUCUUGAUUCCAUGCUGGGAAACUCAUAUUCAAACCUUGAGGUCAUAAAAUGUAUACAUCUGGGUUUGCUAUGUGUGCAAGAGGAUAUUAACAAGAGGCCUACGAUGGCGACUAUAGUCCACAUGCUCAACUCUUACGCUGCAGCUGCUGGAACCCUUUCGAUGCCUCAACCCCCUGCAUUCCUGUACAGCAGCAGUUCAGACCAAUCUACGACGAGAAGAAGCAACACUGAUUCAACUACUUGGUCUCAGAACUAACAACGUCAAUCACCAAUAUGAUUGUUUGGUGUAGGGAGUGAAGUGUUGCUAGAAUGUACGUAUGAAAAACAACGUAAAUUUGCAAUUUCCUUGACUGCAUCGAUCACCAAUCUGAUUGAUGUGUAAGGUAGUGAAGUGUAAUUCAAUUGGUUGUAAACAUCUAAGGUGCUGCUCUUGGCAAAUCCCAGCAUACCCUUGGACUAACUAUAAAUUUUCCUUUAGUAUUGUGAUCUGAAAUUGGUUGUAUAAUAUCGCGUUUUCAUCAUGAAUCCAUCCAAUGACUGGUUUUUUUGGA
This is a messenger RNA of Chenopodium quinoa (quinoa), 1783 nucleotides long. RefSeq names its product cysteine-rich receptor-like protein kinase 5. The record is from RefSeq and is a predicted model, not a curated record. Lineage: Eukaryota; Viridiplantae; Streptophyta; Magnoliopsida; Caryophyllales; Amaranthaceae. The transcript has 11 exons. Gene Ontology annotation, biological process: protein phosphorylation. Gene Ontology annotation, molecular function: protein kinase activity; ATP binding. The coding region runs from base 310 to 1488 and encodes 392 amino acids.